GGAAAGCGGUAAAGUAAGUGUUGGGCUGCUGAGCAGUCAGUCAGCUGCUUGUGCUGCCUUACAGCAGGGUGUCAGCUGGGCUCUGCAAACUCACUGCAAAGAUGUCACGGGUGGAAAUUCCAGCAGCAGAUAAACAGAUGGACGAGGCGACGCGCUCCUUCGCAGAGCAGGUCUUUGCCUCUGAGGUCAAAGAUGAGGCAACCAGGGAAGAGAUCUCUCCUUUUGACGUGGAAGAGAUCUGCCCCAUUUCACGCAAUGAGAUGAGAACACACAUGAUGCUUCAGGAGAGCUCCUCUGCAACUGAAAAGCGGAGGAAGCGCAUGCUCAGCCUGAAGACAAUUGCUCUGGCAGUCCCUUUGAUUCAGAAGGCUACAACCGGAUUGUCCACUAUUGAAGAGGUCAUCUCUACCUCCCCCCAGUACCAAUCGGUGCCUGACUUCCAGAGGGUACAGAUCACAGGGGAUUAUGCCUCUGGGGUGACAGUGGAGGAUUUUGAAGUUGUCUGCAAAGGUCUGUACCGUGCCUUGUGCAUCCGGGAGAAAUACAUGCAGAAGUCAAUGCAGAGGUUUCCCAGGACCCCAUCACAGUACCUGCGUGCUAUUGAAGGCGAAACCUGGAGGGCAAGUGAUGCUGGCCCAGUGUUCACCCCGCCAGUGAAGGAUGGACAGGAUCCCUUUGAAACUGGGAGUCUCCCUGAGGACUUGGGAUACCACGUCCAGAUGAAGGAUGGGAUUGUUUACAUCUAUAGUGAUGAGGCAGCAGCUGGAAGAAAUGAGCCCAAGGACCUGCCUUACCCCAGCCUCAAGCACUUUGUUGAUGACAUGAAUUUCCUUUUGGCCCUGAUCGCACAGGGGCCUGUUAAGACCUACAGUCAUCGGCGCCUCAAGUUCCUCUCAUACAAGUUCCAAGUGCAUGAAAUGCUAAAUGAGAUGGAGGAGAUGAAAGAGCUGAAGAACAACCCUCAUCGGGACUUCUACAAUUGCCGUAAGGUGGAUACACACAUCCAUGCUGCAGCCUGCAUGAACCAGAAGCACCUCCUGCGUUUCAUCAAGAAGUCGUACCGUGUGGAUGCUGACCGUGUGGUUUAUGACUCCAAAGGCGAAAAGCUCACCCUGAAACAGCUCUUUCAGAAGCUCAACCUGCACCCGUACGACUUGACGGUGGAUUCUCUGGAUGUCCAUGCUGGCCGUCAGACGUUCCAGCGCUUUGAUAAAUUCAAUGCUAAGUACAACCCCGUGGGUGCGAGCGAACUGCGUGACCUCUACCUGAAGACAGAAAACACCAUCAAUGGUGAAUACUUUGCUACCAUCAUCAAGGAGGUUGGCUCUGAUCUGGAGGAUGCCAAGUACCAGCAUGCGGAGCCUCGUCUCUCCAUCUAUGGGCGAUCAGCUGAGGAGUGGUCCAAGCUGGCCAACUGGUUCAACAGACACAGGGUCUACUCCCCCAAUAUGAAGUGGAUGAUCCAAGUACCCAGGAUUUAUGAUGUGUUCAGAUCUCGGAAUUUCCUCCCACACUUUGGGAAGAUGUUGGAAAAUAUCUUUGUUCCCAUCUUUGAGGCAACCGUCAACCCUCAGGCCCACAAAGAGCUGAGUGUCUUUCUGCGCCACAUCACUGGCUUUGACAGCGUGGAUGAUGAAUCCAAGCACAGCGGACACAUGUUCUCCACUAAAAGUCCAAAGCCAGAGCAGUGGACAUCUGCAAAGAAUCCAUCCUACACCUACUACUUAUACUACAUGUAUGCCAACAUCCUGGUGCUUAACAACCUGCGCAGGCAGCGUGGUAUGAACACGUUCCUCUUCCGUCCACACUGCGGGGAAGCCGGGGCCGUCACACACCUGCUUGCAGCCUUCAUGACAGCAGAUAACAUCUCCCACGGGCUCAACCUGAAGAAGAGCCCAGUGCUGCAGUACCUGUAUUUCCUUGCCCAAAUCCCCAUCGCUAUGUCCCCCCUCAGCAACAACAGCCUCUUCUUGGAGUACGCAAAGAAUCCGCUGCUUGACUUCCACCAGAAGGGCCUCAUGGUGUCCCUUUCUACAGAUGACCCCAUGCAGUUCCAUUACACCAAGGAGGCCCUGAUGGAGGAGUACGCCAUCGCUGCCCAGGUCUUCAAACUCAGCACCUGCGACAUGUGUGAGAUCGCCAGGAACAGCGUGCUGCAGUGCGGGCUGUCCCAUGAGGAGAAAGCCAAGUUCCUGGGUGAGAACUACCCGGAGGAGGGGCCCAAUGGAAACGACAUCCGGAAGACCAACGUGGCUCAGAUCCGCAUGGCCUAUCGCUACGAGACGUGGUGUUACGAGCUCAACCUCAUCGCCGAGGGACUGAAAACCGAGUAGCGCUACGGGCGGACUAUGGGGGCGGCGAUGCCCCCGGACUCAACCGGGGCUGCGGGCUCGGGGCGCUGAGCGGAGGGAGCGGGCAGUAAAACGGAAUAUCUGA
Coturnix japonica (Japanese quail) is the source of this 2436-nucleotide messenger RNA. RefSeq names its product adenosine monophosphate deaminase 1 (gene AMPD1). Gene Ontology annotation, molecular function: AMP deaminase activity. Lineage: Eukaryota; Metazoa; Chordata; Aves; Galliformes; Phasianidae. Gene Ontology annotation, biological process: IMP salvage; AMP metabolic process. The record is from RefSeq and is a predicted model, not a curated record. Gene Ontology annotation, cellular component: cytosol.